AUGUUAGUGCACCAACAGUUAGAAAACACUUUCUUUGUGUUAACAAAUGUGAUUCUGACUCCAGGCCAGAGACAGAGCAAGUGUCCUGAGACUCCGAGUGAAGUCACUAAGUGUGAAUCUGACAGUGAUUGCAAAGAAGGAUACAGUGAUGUCCAUGGCAAUGGUGUUCAGACUGGACAUUGUGUGCAGUACUCUGAUAAGAUCAAAACCUGUGAGGUGCAGGCAUGGUGUCCUCUUGAAAAUGACGCCAAUAUUCCAAAACCAGCUGUUCUAAGUGCAGCAGAGGACUUUACAGUGCUCAUCAAAAACAACAUACAAUAUCCAAAGUUCAAAUUUAAAAAGCGAAACAUUCUGCCUCACAUCAACUCCACAUACUUAAAAAGCUGCAUGUUUAAUCGUAAAACAGACCCAGACUGUCCUAUUUUUCGUCUGGGGGACAUGGUAACUGAAGCAGGAGAGGACUUCAGCGUCAUGGCUCUUAAAGGUGGCAUUAUUGGGAUUUUCAUUGAUUGGAAUUGUGACUUGGACUUCUCGGAACGUUUCUGCAUUCCCAAGUAUUCUUUUAGCAGACUGGACAACAAAAAUCCUGAAAAUAACGUUGCCCCUGGCUACAAUUUCCGAUUUGCAAAGUAUUAUAAAAACAAUGAAAGCAUUGACACACGGACAUUGAUAAAGGCCUUUGGAAUCCGCUUUGAUGUCAUUGUGUUUGGGAUGGCUGGUAAAUUCAAUAUUGUGCCCACUAUUGUCAAUCUUGGUGCCACUCUUGCCUUUCUCAGUUUGACGGCUGCUAUUUGUGACUGGGUCAUGCUUACUUGUAUGAAAGACCGUGACAACUAUGCCAAACAUAAAUUCAUUCACCUGAACCAAAACGGUGACAGUAUGCCACUGAGCUCCAUGGAGACAAGCUCAUAUGGGACUCCAUGA
Molecule: messenger RNA, 924 nt
Organism: Carassius auratus (goldfish)
Lineage: Eukaryota; Metazoa; Chordata; Actinopteri; Cypriniformes; Cyprinidae
Product: P2X purinoceptor 4-like
Exons: 11
Coding region: 1-924 (307 amino acids)
Biological process (GO): response to ATP; calcium ion transmembrane transport
Cellular component (GO): plasma membrane
Molecular function (GO): purinergic nucleotide receptor activity; extracellularly ATP-gated monoatomic cation channel activity
Source: RefSeq, a predicted model, not a curated record